CUGGUUGUUUUCAGCCCGCAGGAGAAGCGCUGAUCGGCCGCUGCUGGGCCCAUUUUAAAGACGGUUGUUACAUUUCCUUUUUAUCCGGUUGGUUUUCAGACAGCACCUCUCUUGCCUCGCCAUGGCUCUGUGUGGGGGUGUCGGAGCCAUGGCUUUGCCCAGCGAGCUUAUCGUCCAUAUAUUCUCCUUUCUGUCCGACCGAGACAAGCUCCGGGCCUCGGCCGUGUGUUCGCGGUGGAGGGAGUGUCUCUUCUACCCGGCGCUGUGGACCGAGCUCAAGCUGCGGAUAGGCGGCGGGCGUCUCGGCGGCGGCGGCUCCGAGGAGACCCCGAGGCUGGAGUUCCUCAUGCGGAAGUUCGGUUCUUUCGUGCGGGAGCUGCAGCUGGAACUCGCGCCAGUAGAAGGCUACCUCAGCCCCCUGAGCAACGACCCGUCGUCCGCCAGGAUGGACCAGCCGCCCGGUCCGGACGGCGACCCGCAACUCUCCGAGCGAUGGAGGGACGCCAUGGCCACCUACUUGGACCAGGUGCUGUGUGUGGUCACCAGCAUCCGCAACAACAGAAACCUGAAAAAGCUGAGUCUGUAUGGAGACACCUGUAUUCUUCAGCAGGAGGGACUAUUAGACAGCUCAAACCUGCACCAAAUCCACCAGGGGGACAAAAAGAUCAAUGAGAUCCAGCAGUUGUUCAUGGAGUUGCUGUCCAACAGCCGGCAGCUGAGAUGGUUGUCCUGCAGCUUCAUGCUGGGUCUGGUGACUCCCUGCUCCUUAGCCUGCCUCUCUAAUCCUUCAGCUGAGACCCUGCGGCACCUCAGUUUACUGGACCACCAGCUAGGCCCACUCAUCUCACCAUCAGAGUUAGAUCGACUCUCUAAUCUUAAUUCUUUGGCUCUGGAUUUCUCUGACUUGACAUCUGAGCUUUGUGGUCUGCUGGCAUCGCCACGCCGAACUCCACUCCAUCGCCUCUCCCUGCUGCUCAAUGGCGCCGCCCUGGAGUUCAAAUCGUUAGAAGGGACCGCUACAGAGGACGAUUGGAAGGCACUGGUUCGUGUGAGUGCCAACCUGCGAGUCUAUAUCAUGGCCCUAGAGGUCGACAGCUCGGAGCUCCUCAGGGUCCUAAAACCAAGCCUUCCUCUGGUGCGCCUCCACCUCGACAGUUACAGCACACUGGUGACUGAUGCCACAUUGGAGCUCAUCUCUCAGCAGUACAACAAAACGCUGACUCACUUCCUGCUCCUGAGGGAUGACCCCGACUUCCCUGACCUCAGUGUCAAUCGCAACGAAGACCCACUGGUCCUUUUAGCAUGGAGAUGUACUCAGCUGGCUGUACUGGUGAUACAUGGUUACACUGUCUGGUCCCAUAACUUGGUGGCCAUCUCUCGGCUACGAGGUUCCAGUCUUCGCACCCUGACCGUCUCUGAGGAGAGCAUCGACUUUGACCCGGACCAGUCGGUGUGCAUGGAAGGCGACCCGGUCCACAACCUGGUCAAGGAGGUCUCGCUGGGCCUCGGCCGCGUCUGGCACCCUUGCCUGGAUUCUAGCCUGGUUUUGUCCGAACCCACCCAGCAAUUCUACCGUGAGCUGCAGGCCUUCAGCAUGGGCAUGUAGGCAAGGGAGGCAACUCCAGCACAUUUUAGCCUAAUCUGUUGUCAAGACCAGACCAGACCCAUCAGGUCCAGCUCAGCUGAGACCUCUGAACCAAGCAAAAAGCAGACCCAAGUGAGAAAACUAAGCCCAAUCUAUAAAGUUUAUUCUUGUGAAUUGAUGUGAGCUGAUAGUGUUUAUUUUAAUUUUUUGAGUUUAAUUCACAGGGGUUUUAGGACACAAACAUUUAUUACCAUUUCCAGCAGAUUCCAUAGUCAUCCACUGACAGCAUUUACUGAAUAAACUAUCCAAUUAAGAAUGUCCAAAACAACUGGAUAAUAUAAUUGGCAUUUAAUCCUGUAACCACUGGCCAGACUUGAGUAGUGACAAUUUUUAAUGUGUCUAAAAAGGCUCAUCCUGCUGCUUCACAUGCGCUUAUGUCUGGCACGGCCCAGGCUGGUCUGGUCUUGUCCACAAGUAGUCAAAGCUCUCUCCUUCACCUUGAUAACCUGCAGAGCCUCUGUAUGAUGUAACUUUAAUUAUUUUCAGGGUUUUUUUUCUUGCCUUUUUUUUCUUUUUCAUUUAACUGUUUUUCAUCUCCCUGUGCUGUGUAUAAUCUUGUUUUCACCUCUGUGGUGGUUCCCUUGCCUGUAUAGGCUUUGUAUGUAUUUCAAUCCAGACAUAAUUAUCCUGCUCACAGAUAGAACGAGUGAUGGAGGGAGGUGAUUUGAGGAGGCAGUG
This is a messenger RNA of Paralichthys olivaceus (Japanese flounder), 2323 nucleotides long. RefSeq names its product F-box only protein 33. Gene Ontology annotation, molecular function: protein binding. Lineage: Eukaryota; Metazoa; Chordata; Actinopteri; Pleuronectiformes; Paralichthyidae. The record is from RefSeq and is a predicted model, not a curated record. Gene Ontology annotation, biological process: positive regulation of protein ubiquitination.